Molecule: messenger RNA, 3318 nt
Organism: Kickxella alabastrina
Lineage: Eukaryota; Fungi; Kickxellomycota; Kickxellomycetes; Kickxellales; Kickxellaceae
Exons: 1
Coding region: 427-3120 (897 amino acids)
Source: RefSeq, a predicted model, not a curated record
CCGCCACCUGUCCCAUUCAAGCAUGUCGAUUUUCUUGCAGAAAAAUAAGGGUGUGGUUUCUAAUAAAAGUGUAGAGCUGACCGCCCUCAAACAGUUUUGCAUUUGCAACCAUUUCCAACUGCCUCUCGCUUUUCACCCUUACCACAAUCUUUAUUUGCUUUUAUUUAAACAUUUAUUAUAUUUCUUUUCACAGCAAGGUUAUUUAAUUCGACUAUAUCAUUUUAUUUUUUGAAAUUUAUUCGCAUAUUGCAUUUUCAACCAACUGUAUGCGACGCUCAUAUUUCUAUCAUUCGCAUAUAUAAUAGCUUUAUUUAUUUAUUUCAUCUAUUUUGGUUUGCGCCCCAGACUUUCGAGGCCCACAAAUCAACACCGUCCAUUUUCUAUUUGUCAUUUCACAAGUUAGGGUUCUUUGAUAGCCCACAUAGCAUGGUUGAGCCUACACACAUUGGCCUAUUUACGAUUCCUGAAAGCCUCAGCCACAUAAUCAGCGGACACAGAAUAAAACCCGUCAAACCAAAAACCACAGAAGAUAACACGGCCAACAUGCAGAUCAUCGGAGGACACAAAAAGCUCUCCUCGUUCCUUCACCUGUCAUCAGGAACGCAAAAGUACGAAGGUCGCAUUGCCUUUUCGCCGUACACGGGGUCUCUGACGGACGAUGACACUGCUCGCGACUUCCGGGGUGCAGGGUCCCUGGACUUGGAAACACCAAUGUCAACGCUCCCGGCCGCAAUGAGCAUUGGUGCGAGCAUCACGUUAAACAUGCGGUAUGUGGCCAAGGACAUGUGGAGAAAGGUGACCUUUCCGCCCGGAAUCACUGUAACACAAGCGCGCGACCUUUGCAUGCUGCGCUUCAACAUCUGGCAGCAAAUUAUGAAUUGCAACGAAAACGUGGAUUUGGCCUUUGUGACCACAUCCGACGGCGGCCCCGAAACCCAGGACCGGCCCUCUAUUGACGAUCCUAACAACAUUUCAAGGCAGACACAAUCGCUGGGGUACAAGGCCGGCGCCACGGCGGGCCUUUAUGGAGUUGUUGGAUCUGGAAGCCAGGCGUCGCAGUCGCAUAACCAGUUUCGCGAGCAGUUUGGUCUAUUUUGGACUUCUGCAGGUCACUGGCUGGAGGCAGAUGAGAUGCUCAACAAAUACCCCCUGCGUAAGGGUGAGGUUCUGGAGCUCCAGCACAUUGUUGACUUUAUUCCGUUGCAGCCACACGAGUUCAGGUUCAGCUACGCCGAAACCGCUAUAUACUACCUGCACACGGAUGGCCCCAGCUCUAACUGGAAGAUGUACUGGGCGGUGCUGCGCUGUCGUGUCCUGCGGCUGUAUAGAAAGAAGGGCCAGCAGGAGGCGGACGUCGAGAUUGACCUUACGCAGCCGUACCGCCUAACUGACCAGGAUGGUCGCAGUUGGCCGCGCAGCUCAUCGAAGGGUAACGAUUUGCUCAAUAUCCAGUCACUGCAAGAGUGCCUGCCAGCCACUCCGCAGGCCACCGCCAGCGGUGGCUUUUUGGUUAUUCAGCUUUUGGCUGCGGCUGGCAGCCAGCAAAUGUACGUCUUCCGCAGUGGCAACCUUUUUGACUAUGACGUGUGGCACAGGACUUUGCGGCACACACUUUCUGCAGAGGCCAAUAGCAACAUGGUUCCUGGCGGUGCCGGCAGCAGCAUUAGCGGGGCGAGUAACAAAAACCACAGCAUGGCACACUUGGUGCAUCCUUCUGAUACGUCUGUGGCUGGAACAGCAAUGCUUGGCAGGAGCACCAGCGUUAGCGGCGGCGACGGCUCGGCCGGCGCACAGCUGGCCAUCCUGCAAGCCAUUGCCAACGGCGUAGUGGACAAAAACAGCAAGCAGUAUGCUUUCGCUCAGUCAUCAUCCACUCUUCUGUCGCCGCAGCUGAGCCAGCGGCUCACCAUGUUGCCCACACGCCACGAGGGGUACGUCAACAGAAAGGCACCCGACGGUUAUGGCUUCCGUCGUCGCUUCUGCGUGCUAAACUCGACAACACUCUAUGGCUUCCUCCAUGCCAACGACUGCAAGGACCUGGCUGAGGACCAGCUGGAGGGCAGUUGCGACUUUGCCAUUGCGCUGGACCACAAGUCUGUGUCCGUCGAGGCAAUAGCCUGGAAUGGCCGCUAUCUCCUGCGCAUAUUUGGGCCGGAUUCCAGCCGCAUCCGCGACAGACCCGGCGCCACAGCCCUGCAGCCAGGCGGGCAGGUGCGCAUCCAAUGCACAGACAUCCUGGCCACCGCCGCGCAGGCCGCCAUUGAGCAAUACGGCAGCACGUUUGGCACGCUUCCAGACUCGUGCGAGCUUGCUCGCCUUAUGGUUGACGACCACGAUGAGGGCCAGAUGUGGGCCGUGAGCCUCAACAGCAUAGCUGGUCUGAAGAUUACCAACCAGUCCAGGGUCAUUGUUGGUGCGCGCCGCCCGCACCUAUUUAAGGAUGCAAGGCUGAAUGCGACUCCAAAGACAAAUUGCGAGGACGAGUUUCACACGCUGACAGGAAGUAAGCACCAGGAGCUGACACUAGAGGACUGUGAGGUGUCGUCUAAUGCUACUGCGCUAUCGAGCCCAGAGGUGUGCAGACAGCAGUCGCUGUGCGAAUUUUUCAUUAAGACCGACCCAAUUCCGGGCCACCAGCUCCAGCAGCCAGCGUCAGUUUUGCACAAGCAACUCUCGAUGUCGCCGCCGCAGCACCAUUUGCAUCAGAUGAUGCAGCCGCCGCAAAGUCCCACCAGUGACCACGACAGUUCCAAGUCGCUUGCUCCAAAGUGGAUUCCACUGGACGUCGACAAGUAUGUUAAGGAGGAGGAAGAGCGGAAGCGCCACCAUAAUGUCUCAGGCAAAGAUACGACGCCAACUCUGCCUGUGUCUGUGCACAGUACUCAUUCGUUUGGCCGUGGGCUGAGGUCGAAGGCCAGCAAUGUCAGCGACAAUGACCAUACCAGCCACAGCAGUGUUGGCAGUAACAGUGGCGCAGGCGGCGGCAGCAGCAGUAGUGGCCAGAACCACAGCAACAGCCAGAGCUACAGUGCCACCAGCACCAGCGGUGCUGGUCGUCAGCCCCCCAGGUUCAACUGGUUUAAGCGGCGCGGCUCCACAUCGAAGCAGCAGCAGAACUAAUACUUUUCAACAUUAAUUUUUCUUCCACCAAAUUUGUAUGCAGAUAUUCUAAAUAUCAGUAACAAAAAUACGAGUACAAAAAAGACACCUGAUAAGCAAAGCAACUAGUUUGAUGCAUUGAAUAAAUCUCUGCCAAAUGAUCGCACUUGCCUUUACAUUUAAUUGAAGGGUAAGUGCGUUAACACCUUUCCCAAAGGU